This is a messenger RNA of Heteronotia binoei (common prickly gecko), 5408 nucleotides long. RefSeq names its product transcriptional regulator Kaiso-like. The record is from RefSeq and is a predicted model, not a curated record. The transcript has 2 exons. Gene Ontology annotation, cellular component: nucleus. Gene Ontology annotation, biological process: regulation of transcription by RNA polymerase II. Gene Ontology annotation, molecular function: protein binding; DNA-binding transcription factor activity, RNA polymerase II-specific; RNA polymerase II cis-regulatory region sequence-specific DNA binding. The coding region runs from base 105 to 2177 and encodes 690 amino acids. Lineage: Eukaryota; Metazoa; Chordata; Lepidosauria; Squamata; Gekkonidae.
UCGGGUGUAUCACGUUAUACUGCUCGUGUUGCAACAAAGCUACUCUGAAUGGGGACCUAGAUGCGGUUCCUUUGUGCUUGGAUGAGCUGCAGCCCCUGGAGACGAUGGAGCCUGGCGCCAUGACCGAGGCGGGAGGCAAGACUCCAGGAAUGGAGACCAGAAAGCUAAUUACCGCAACAGACAACCAGUACUCUGGUAUGCUGUUAAAGGCUUUGGAUGAGCAACGUAGCCUUGGAGUUUUUUGUGAUGUUACAGUUAUUGUGGAAGAUCGGAAAUUUCGAGCUCACAGAAAUGUCCUUUCAGCAUCAAGCGCUUAUUUUCACCAGCUCUUCUCAGUUGCAGGACAAGUGGUGGAGUUGAACUUCAUAAGAGCAGAGAUUUUUGCAGAAAUUCUCAACUACAUCUACAGUUCCAGAAUAGUCAGAGUAAGAUCAGACUUGCUUGAUGAAUUAAUCAAAUCCGGGCAGUUGCUUGGAGUUAAAUUUCUUGCUGAACUGGGUGCUCCUCUGCAGCAGGUGAGAAACAUGGCAGGGGGUGUCAUGCCUAACGCUUUGGAACAGCCCAUUUUGGAUGCAAAUAGCCUUGAAGCCCAAAAGCCUCUGGGGCAGUUUGGGAGUCAAAACCUGAUUGCUGGCCAACCUGUUAUAACUGAAUCAUUUUCUUUGUAUGGGGAGGACUGUGAUACCACAAAGAUUACUAUUAGUGAUUCUGAUGAUGAUGAUGUCAUCUUCUGCGCAGAGCUUGUGCCUCCAAAGGAUCGGUCUCAGGAGACCAAAUCUGUCACACAGAACCAGCCUUCUCCCAACCCUACUGGGGGCUCCGACCAAACAAACUGUAACAGCGCUGGUUCUCCUCCUCCGCCAUCUGUAGGGUCAGCUCCAAGACCCGACUUACCUACUGCUCAGCCAAAUCUGAUUGAAAACCACGUGUCUGCGGAACCGCAUAUCCCUUCCGCUCCAAAACCUGUGACUUCUAAUGUCCUUAUGUUAAACCAGUCACAGAUCAGUACUUCACCAGAUGUUGGUUCGUCACAUGAAAUCGAGGUCUCUCCUAUACCUGAGGAGAAUCAGCAGCCGUCUAACAACGAUUCCUUAACUGACAUGGAAACAAAUGCCAUUGACGAGGAGGAAGAGGAUGAUGAGGAUGUGGAAGACGAUGAUGACAUCCUUGGUUCAUCCAGCCCAGGGUCUGCAAGCAGCAGCUCUUUGGUUCAGCAGCCCACUACCCCCAAACCUGCUGCAACGGAGACUACAGGAGUACAGAAGAAGCAAGUAAGUAAUUUUCCACAAGAACCACCUGCCCCUGCCACAGAAUUCAAAAUGAAAAUCUCAGAUGUUCUUUCUGGAAGCAACAAAGAUUCUGCAGCAAGCGUUGCCCCAAAACACAUAGUGGAAGGCCAGAAGACCAUAACUUUAGAUACAGCUGCUGAAAUAGAAGGCUUGUCUACUGGUUGCAAGGUUUAUGCAAAUAUUGGUGAAGAUACCUAUGACAUAGUCAUUCCGGUGAAAGAUGAGGCUGAUGGAGAAGUCAGGCUUGACGAUGUGCCCAGAACAUCAGGGGAUGAUCCUGCAAAUAGAAAGCGUCUAAAAGUGAAACACGACGACCACUAUGAGCUCAUAAUGGAUGGAAAGGUUUAUUAUAUCUGCAUCGUGUGUCGAAGAUCCUACGUUUGUCUAACAAGUUUGCGUAGACAUUUUAAUGUUCAUUCCUGGGAAAAGAAAUAUCCAUGUCGCUAUUGUGAUAAGGUUUUCGCUCUUGCGGAAUACCGCACCAAGCAUGAAAUACAUCACACUGGAGAGCGAAGGUACCAGUGCUUGGCAUGUGGCCAGUGUUUUAUCAACUAUCAGGUCAUGGCUACACAUCUAAGAUCAGUCCAUAGCCAGGACCCUUCUGGAGAGUCCAAGCUGUAUCGUUUGCAUCCUUGUAGGUCCUUGCAGAUCAGAAAUUACGCUUAUAUUUCAGGUGGUGCCAACAAAAUACCAAUGGUAAAUGACAAUAAUCUUGCAUAUCCAGUUGUCCCCAUAAAAGAUGCCUCCCAAGAACCAACACCCACCCCUCCGGCAAAGCCAAUGACCUGGGAUGAUAUCUUUGUUCCGCAAGGAAACGAAUCACUUUUUAAACAAAACCCAUCUGAUGGUAGUACUGAAUUUGAGUUUGUAAUACCAGAAUCUUAUUGAAAUUAUGUCUUGACAGAAACAUUUCAUAGGGAGGAGGGUAAAAUUCAUUUUGAACAGGCUGCUGUUUUAGAACAUCUCAUAGCAAAUCAGUUUAUUGUACCUAGUCAGCAAAAGAUAGUAUUUUAAAGCUAGAAUACGUGUAAGCUUCAGGUAAUGUUGCUGCAAAAAAUGGUCAGAAAAAGAAAACUUACUUGAAGACAGUAAAAGGCAUUUCCAGGGAAGUUAACUGUUAAUAUGCUUAGCUCAUUAUCAUGGAUAAAAAUUUGCAAAGACAUAGUUUGAAAAGUAUCGAUCCUUUACAAAAAUGGGAUCCUUCCCUAAGUACUUGCAUAACAAUGGGGAUGUUUCUUGCCGCUUGAACCACUUAUUAUGUAAUCCUUUCAUAUUAGCACUUUAAUGCUGAAAAUUGUUUCACUGUUAACACUUGAGACUACACAUAGUCUCAAUAUAGAUUUGGAAGUUUAGAAUACUUUUUUCUUUGAAUAGAAACAAAUGCACUCUUUAGUGGUUGGUGCAGUGCUGUGAGGGUCCAGUAACCUUGCCCAUAAAUCACUUACCUUUUUUUUAAAGUGGCAUUUUUGUUCUUCAGUUCCAAAACUACCAUUUUAUCUUCAUGAAAAUGCUCAUGAUGUAAGCUUGCACACUUGGAGAUUGAAAAUUCUCAGUGUAUGGUAAACUCAUCAAGUAAUACUUGGACUUUAUAUAUAUCCCAGUGGCUGGACCAUUGUAUUGUCUCCUAUAGUACUGAAGGGGCCCUGUCAAUCAAAAUGUCAAAUGACACUGAAGAAAAGCAGUUUGCCAUCUUUCCCCCCAAAUGCUGAGGAAUUAUGUUGGCCUGCCUUUUUACUGCAAGUAUGUUAAUGGUUUAAUUAUGUUGCUGUUUUCCUGUUUUGGGAAAAGUCUUUGACAAAUAUAGUUUUAUAGCUGAUGGCUGCAGAAACUGAAUCCCAAAGCUAAGCACUGCAAAUGAUGUUUCAGAUCCUUAUAGAAUUUAUUUUACAGUUUUGGUUAGUUUGAGGUGAGUUAAAGCUUUCACACUUAGGUAGGAGGGUUUUUUUAAAGAAUUAUCGCAUCAGUUGGACUCCUUUGAAAAAUCAAGGUAUAUGCUAACAGGUUCACAUAGGACAUAAGCAUCCUCACCAAUUGAUCUUCCCCUUUUAGGUGCAUUGGUAAUAGCAAAAAAAAAAAAAGGUCAACAUGAGCAAGAAAUGGUAGCACUGAGUGUCAAUUGCUUACCAGUUAAUUAGUCAACAUUUUCCAUUGAGCAGCAACUUGAAUUUUUGUAUAUUUUAUAAUGUGAAAAAGCCCUUAUAGAGGACUGAAAAGGUUGUGGUGGUGAAUAGAAUUAGGUUAGCAAUCCGUGGGUUGCUGUUCAGUUUCUUCUUUCCUUCACGUAGGAUUUCCUCCCUCCUUUUCACAUUUUGAAAAUAAACAUUUUUUCAUGUUCCAAGUAAUCAUUCCUUGACUUUCUUUUUCUUUCUUUCUAAAACUGCUUUUUUCUGGCCAAAAAUGAAAAUUUUGUUGUAAGUCACAAAUGAGUCACAAGUAACAAGUAUGAUGAAAGGAUGUCAGAAAUCAGUGUUUGUAGUAAUGAAAGAAAAGUAAAUUUGUUUGUGUAAGGUGUAAAAAUGCAGCUCCUCUGUUCUCUUGACAGAUUGCACUUGUGUAUGGGUGGCAUUUUUUUAUUUUUUUUAAAAAAUCAUUUUGAAAAUUAUGCUUUAAAAUUGGCAUUUUAUGUUUAAAUCAUUGAUCUGUGAAAUUUUCUAAAUUUGGUUAACAAGUUGAAGUGAUGUCGUGUAUGCUCCCAGAUAAAUGGAGCAUAUGAAAGUUUCUGUUUUGAAGCAUCAACUGACGUUUAUGACUUAAGACCUGUCUUAGGGAGACCAAUAUUACUUGCCCACAACAAAUGAAAGUUCCCUACCACUCAUUAGAAAAGGAGGUUGAUGUAUUAUUUCGUGCAUGUCAAAUCUGAAGCUAGGCAUGCUCUAUUUCUAGAAAAUACUGGUUAUUGAUAAUACAUACUGAGACUUCUUAAAAACCAGUGUCUGUUGAAGGUGUCCUUUCUAUUAAAGGAAAACUGGAAAAAUAGGGUUCAAAGCUGUGUGCUUUUGCUAGAAGAUUCAACCUUGCAUGCAUCUCAGGUGCCGAAGCCUUUCCUAGGAAGCAGGUUUCAGUAUGCAGAGUUAAGGAUUCUUACCAAGUGUUUCUAUAUUUUUAAUAAUCUGUUGCUUCCAGUAUUUAUGGGGUUGAAUUAUGCUGGACCUUUUCCAUACCUUACCUUUUAAGUGACACCAUGUUGGUUUAUACAUUAACUGUCUGUCUUCUGUUUUUGUAGAAUUGUUUUUUUUAAGCUUUUGCUUCUUGUCUCAUUGUUCACCCGUCUGUAAAUAUUAAGACAAAUGGCUCUGGGAAGAAAACGUUUUACAUAAACUGUAAACCUAAAAAUGCAUAUAUACACAACUAAUAAAUACUCACUUGCAGCAUUCAACAGAAAUCCUAUAGCAAAUAUAAGCCCAGGUUGAUAAUCGUUGUUGUAUCUUGACAUGCCAAUUCCAAAUGCGCUCUGCUUAGAAGUACACAUUUGUUAUUUCAUUUGUUUCCAAAUAUGUUCUACUGCACUCUGAGUCAUCUAGACUUUUGACUGUAUCCACAAUUUUGAAUGGUGAUCUACUUAAACAAAAUUCCUGUGCAUAGGGUAAAAAGGUUUAGCACAGCUUUGCUGUAUGCUGGUUUACUGCGUGCAGGUUGGUCUGGAAGGAAGAGGCAUUCAAAACUAUGUUUUGCCUCUCCUGCAAAUGAAGUAGUACAAUUCAGAAUUUCAGCACUUCAGUCUGCCUAAAGAGUUGAACACCUCUUAGCUCCAGGUAAAUAAUGCUCAUGGGGGCAAAAUACAAGUUUUUCUUUAUGAGUUCUGCUAAAAUAAGAAUUUUAUCACAGCAUUCCAGUUCUGGAGGAAAAUCAACAAUGCUUAUUUAUUUCCUAUCAAAGUAUACAUUUAUUUAAAAAGAUGCAAGAGAGGGCAGUGGGUUAUUCCAUAAUGGUUUCUACUGAGCUACGCUGAAGCAUUACUUUUUUAAAGAAACAAAACCAAUACAGUACUGUAAUGUAUAUAACUUGUACAGUCUUUUCCUUUACAUGCCUUCUAGGAAUUGUGUUUUGCUUUUUCAUUAACUGAUACUUGACCUUAGUUCUUAGAACUUUGUAUGGUAAAAAUAAAAGCUUUUAAUUCUA